AUGGCCGGCGACACCGCCAUGACCAACGAGGCGGCCGGCCCUUCUCCCAACGUCGACCCCGCCAUCUUCAGCUCGCUCCAGGCCAAAAUCGACCAAGAGACAGGCAUCAAGGACGAGCUGCGAGCCAUUGUCGACACCCUCUCCAAGCAAGGCCGCGUCACGCAGUCUAUCCUCUCCCGCGUCCACAACACGCCCACGGCCGAGCUCGAGACCGCAGUGCUGGUGCCGUGCGCGGACUCGCUCGCCGCGCAGGCCGCCACGGUGAAGACGCUCGCCGAUGCGGCCUCAAAGUACCCGUUCUACAAAUGGAACAAUAUCUGGCAACGAGAUAUGCAAAACGUGGUCAGCAGCCUUCAGCUCCACGAUUGGCUCAAGGGCGGCAAUCUGAUCACUCUGGAGGAGGUUGGCCAACGGUUGAACGUCCCCGUCAAUGUCAAAGACGAAGAUACCUUCCACAUCACCAUCGAAGAUUACCUCCUCGCAUUGACGUACACGAUCGAAGAACUCUCCCGCCUGGCUCCCAACGCAGUCACCCUGGGCGACUACGCCCGCCCGCUCCAGAUCUCCAGGUUCAUCAAGGACGUCCACGCCGGGUUCCAGCUGUUGAAUCUGAAGAACGACAUCUUGCGGCGCAGGAACGAUGCCCUGAAAUAUAACGUCAAGAAGGUCGAGGAUGUGGUGUAUGAUUUGAGUCUGAGGGGGUUAAUUCCCAAGAAUGAGUAA
Molecule: messenger RNA, 723 nt
Organism: Cladophialophora carrionii CBS 160.54
Lineage: Eukaryota; Fungi; Ascomycota; Eurotiomycetes; Chaetothyriales; Herpotrichiellaceae
Exons: 2
Coding region: 1-723 (240 amino acids)
Biological process (GO): RNA metabolic process
Cellular component (GO): cytoplasm; nucleus
Molecular function (GO): RNA binding; sequence-specific DNA binding; single-stranded DNA binding
Source: RefSeq, a predicted model, not a curated record